Messenger RNA from Macroventuria anomochaeta, 486 nucleotides. RefSeq lists its product as uncharacterized. The transcript has 2 exons. NCBI's taxonomy places the organism in Eukaryota, Fungi, Ascomycota, Dothideomycetes, Pleosporales, Didymellaceae. The record is from RefSeq and is a predicted model, not a curated record. The coding region runs from base 1 to 486 and encodes 161 amino acids.
AUGUCUAGAGCAUCGCAACUACCCUCACCACCACCAUACAGUACCCCACACACGAGCGUACCAGCAUCAUUCACAGUAUCAGGAGCAGACACCGGUAAGAAUGCCAGUACUCAAAGAUGUAUUACCACACCGCUGACAAGCUCGCAGAAGGCCCUGAUGGCAGCCUCGACGUCACCGUCCUUCUUCCAGCCCUUCGUCUUGGCUUCACCAGGCAAUUCAGGGCAGCUCCCUGAAAUUUUGACUGGGCUGGCAGCCUACAUUGACAUGCCACACCGCUCGCCGUUGGUCCCACGACGCACGUCACAGUGGCGUGCAUCGAUGCCAGCACUAUUCGAUAUAGUCACUGGGUCUUUAGUUAGAGCCGUUCGUCAAGACACCUGUGGCGGUAGCCUUCCAAGCUCGACCUACCAAUACGGCUGGUGUGUAGCAAGAGCAAAGAGUAUUGCAACAUGUGCGUUCGCACUCACAAAGCCGAUGCCGAUCUGA